Molecule: messenger RNA, 7352 nt
Organism: Mizuhopecten yessoensis (Yesso scallop)
Lineage: Eukaryota; Metazoa; Mollusca; Bivalvia; Pectinida; Pectinidae
Exons: 3
Coding region: 157-5403 (1748 amino acids)
Source: RefSeq, a predicted model, not a curated record
GAUCAGAAAAGUGCUUGAAAAUUCACAAUACACAACCCAAUCCGAAGAGACGCUCGUCGACCACGUCCUGAACGUCAGCUAAUAUGCAAGACUUAAUCAGCUGACUGUUGACACAGAGGGAGCUUAAUAUCCAUACUACCUGUUCCACUGACUAGUAUGGCAACGUCUGAUACAAUUGCUGAAAAAGCCGCCAAUGAUGUCAGUAGCGAGCAACCAGUCUCGGACCAGAAAACCUCUUCGGAUACUUCAACCUCGGAGAGCGUGGUAACUGACCAAUGUGGCAGUGCUGGUACAGAGAAUGAAGAGGCAAAGUCUGAUGCUGAAAGUAAGGAAAAUGUGACAGAACCGAAAGAAGAUCCAAAAAAAGAUGAAAACCAAAAACAAAGCACCGAACCUUCUCCAAUUGAGAAAAAGGACAUGGAAGCCAGUUCUGAGGAAAAGUUGGAGCAGAAAAUUAAAGAAUCUGAUCCCUGUUCAGCCAUUAUAAAAACCACUGAAGAGAACUCAAAUGAUCAAAAUGUCGAACAAAGCCUGCCAUCGGUAGACAACACUGAAAUAGAUAAUAAACAGGAAGUGUCAUCAUCAAACUCACAGGAUGUGACAUCAUCCAGUACACAGGAAGUGACAUCACUUGAUACACAAGAAGUGACAUCACUUGAUACACCGGAAGUUACAUCACCUAUUUUACAUGAAGCAAAAACACCUCAAGUGACAACACCCAGUGAACAAGAAGUGUUAUCAAACAAAGAGACACCAUGUGAAAUUUUACCACAGAAGGAACCGGCAGAUGAAAAACCAGAUGUGACAUCAGUGAAUGAGGCGACAGAGAAAACAGCUCUACAACAGAAAGACGAAAGCAAUGCAACCGAGGGAGAAACAACAGACAAAAUCAAUGGUGGUCCUAAAGAUGCAGACAUACAAGAAAAAGAAUCAGAAUCCGAAACAAUAUGUACGGACGAUAAAAACAAACAGGAAAAAGACACAGAAGAAGAAACUACGAAUGAUAAAACCUCAGCUGUAUUGACUGAACAACAAACAGAACAAUCAUUGCCCACGAAUCAAACAGUAAAUGAAGGCAAAAGUACAUGUGAAACACAAGCUUCAAAGGAGAGUGAUAUUGCACAGGAUGGAGGCAAAGUUCAAAAGCAGAGUAGAGGGCAAAGAUCCAGUGCAUCUAGAAUGACUGACUCUAAAGAUCAAGGACAGAUAAUACCAGAUAUACAAGAGGAACCCUUGGCUUUAGUCACCAAACCUAGAACGAAUGACCAAACAAAACCAUCACUACCAGAUGAACAGCCUACAAGUACUGAAAAGCCUGCAGUUGUUCUGGAUGAAACUAGUGAUAGACAAGUGGUCGAGAAAAGCACAGGCGAAGCUGAGCCGAAUGUAUCCGAUACUUCUGGACUGGAUGAAUCAAACAGUACAGAUUGUUCAAAUUUGUCAACACCAGAUCGAAACAGCCGAGGCUCUGGACUCUAUAGGUCCUACAAGUGUAAAGGGUGCAAGUAUAACACUCCUAUCAAGACCAACCUCCGGCGUCAUGCUUCUAUCAACAUUGAAUAUAAACCUUUCCUGUGUAACUUAUGUGGUCACAAGUUCACCGACAAAUCCACACUUAAUUUCCACAACAAGAAAAGACACAGUGGCUUUGAAAACUACGAGUUUUCUCCUGAGAAAGAGAAGGACAAUGCCUUGGAUAAGUACUUGGAAAUGUGUAUCCGCCUUGAAGGCAAGGUGAAAUCCGAAGGUGGAGUGCUAAGGAAUCCUUCCAAGUACAAAGACUGCAAUCUUGUGACAUUUGACAUGUUCAAACAUUUCAAAAGUACAAAUCCAAAGACAUCAACAGGGAAGAAGGAUAUGGAUCAUUCUGGAGAUGGCGAAGGUGAAUUAAAUUCAUCAGAGUCAGGCUUGGAAAAGAAAAUUCAUGCAGAGAAGAAGAGUAAAAUUAUGAAAACAAAGGAACAUGUGUAUGUAACUUACCCAGAUGAACCCACUGUACAAUCUACAGGUGAUGUCACUGAAAUCAGUCCUGUUGUUGGACCAAGAAGAAGAGGGCCGGGUAGAAAGAAAAAGAUUGAGCUUGGAUCAUAUCCUGUUGUUUCUACUGCAGAAAAUGCAUCACAGAUCACAGGAAAUGUUAAUGUAAGUCCACAAAUGAUAAGUCAAAGAAACCAGACUCCUUUGAUAGCUGUUCCUCAUGCUGAGGCUGUAAUGUCUGCUCAAGCAGCAACCCAAGCCGGCAGAAUCAAUCUCAUCCAAACUUUUGGUGGAAUUGCGAUUCCAGUACCAAUGCAGAUGCCAUUGCCGAUUCCUAUACAAGUACCAGCCCAGAUACCAACACAAAUUCCAGCACAGAUGGCUGUACAGCCACAGACCGUGGUUCGUCCACAAGUGGCUUCCCAAGCCUCUCAGACCAAGCUUCCUGAUACAACCCGACAACCAACAGAGAAUGAGGACAAGAAAAAGAAAGGACGAACAAAAACCAUAAGAGAAAUUUUGAAUUUAGACAAUGGUGUUCGUCGACAGAAACUUUCCCAUGGUCAAAUGGUGGAGGCAAAAGCAAGCACAGCAGGAAGUUUGAGGUAUUCGUUGGGCUAUAAAGCUGGUCGUGGAAGAGGUAGGAAGAGAGGAAGUUCAAGGAGAUUUGAAAUAGAAACUGACCAGUCUUCAACAGAUAACUCUGUACCGGAAAGUGAAGUGAGUGGAUCUGAUGGUGAUCCAACCUGGAGAGAUCCUACAGAAAAGAGAAGGGGCAGGGGGAUCGGGAGGGGUCAUGGCAUUGGUCCUUUGAAACGUAAAUAUAUGAGAAUGAAGCUUACAGGAAGUUCACAGGAGCACUUUGUCAUGAAAUCUAAGAGAGGAUCCGGAGUUUCUGUUAAUAUCCAAAAUAAGGAAAAGUUAGUGGAGACAAAAAGGAAAAAAACAGACUCAGAUUUGAAAGAAGAAGUAAAUGCAGGUGCCGAAAUUUCCCUGUCAUCAGAGAAGAAGAGGGUGGGGCGAAAGAGAAAGAUUGACUGUGUGACAGACCCAGCUACAAGGGGUUUAGAGAAACAGAGAAAAAUGGCAAGCGAAACUGGUAUUCUUACAGAAGAAACCAUCAACAAUAGUCUGCUAGCCCUGAAGAGGCGACAGGACAGCAUUACAGCCACAGGCACUCGUGUGAAACGGAAGUAUGUUAAGCGAACAAAAAGUCUUACAAUGCCACCGAAGAGAAACAGAAGUCGCACAGAAUCCAAUAAUGCAUCUUCAUUACUUUCUACCAGCAGUACAAGUAGCACAAUGGAGGAACAGCGAGACCUUAAUGAGACAGGAAUAUCCGUUCCUGCCAGUCCAGAAAAACGAAAAAGAGGAAGACCAGCGUUAUCAAAGAAACCUAACAUAGAUUUAGAAAAAAGACACAUGGUGAGAGGACCUUACAAGAAAAAGCUGAAGUUAGCAUUGCAAGUUUCUGAAAGUGAACAGAAAACAGUUAUACAUUCAGGUUGUGAUAAGUGUCCCUCAGAGGAAGGCUCAGUAGAUGUGAAGAGAAAAAGGAUGAGUACCAGUCCUGGGAGGGCUAACUGUCACUGUGCCACAAGUGAAGGUGACGGAGAAAACCCCAGAACCUCAGUGAAGAAACCAACCCUGCUGAAGUCCACUAGAAUGACAAACUAUGUGAAAAAGUACAGUCAGAAAUAUUCGAAGCUAGCUAAGGCCAAGUCUCAGGCUAAAGUGAUGGUGAAAGCCAAAGACCCACAGAAGAUAAAGUGUCCUCUUUGUGAUUACCAGUCAAAGUCCAUUAACGGGGUGAGGCUUCAUGCCUUCUGGGUACACAAGAUGUGUAAGUACACCUGUACAGAGUGUACUUACUUCACACUUAACAGAUACGAGGGUCUCGCACACUACAAGGAGGAGCACCCCGGAAAGACGGUGAGCCUUGUACGGAGUUUCUGUCUGUUAAAAGACCUUGAGGUAGACACUACUCCAGGACUACAGGGAAAGGUCAUGACCUUAUCAAUCGACGGACAAACAUCACCCUCCAAACAACAGACUCCAAGUAAGAUCGACGUCUAUGAGUACAAUCUUUCUUCAGAAUCCUCACCUUCCAAGUCAACUGGAGCACCGGACAUAACAAAUACUGAAGACAGAGCCAGGGUGUUGAAAGGCCGUUGCCCUAAGUGUCCGUUUGAGUCGACAGUACGUGGCGUUGGGCAGCACCUGAUGCUAGCACAUGACACCAUGAACUGGGUAUGUAAAGAGUGCAAGUAUAAAUCGCACUCCAAAUCUCUCACCAUUCAACACAUUCGACGCAAUCACAAAGACAAGCAGCCAAUAGUUUACAGAAAAGCAAUCUUGGUCAAACCAGAUCCAGAACUCAACUUAGAAAUCUCCUCACCAAAAGGUUCGUCUACACCAAAGUCUUCUAAAGGUAGUAUCGAGCCAGAUUCUACUGUUUCUGAUCUUUCUCCGACUAUGCCAAAAUUGAAGAAGUUUCCUAAGACGUGGAAAAUGAAACUAAAUUCUAUGAAAGAUCGGGAAAAUCUCAAGCAGCUUAUUGCAAAGCGCAAGGGAAAGACAGGAAAGGUCAAGACAUCAGAGAUAGUACCAGCAGCAGAAAAAUCGUCCACAUCCUAUACAUUACAUCCAAGAAAGAUGGAGGCAUUGGAGGUUGGCUUCAGCUGUGUAUACUGUUUCUAUGCUGCCCCACUGCGUCACCAGCUCCAUUUACACUGUUACGAUAAGCACACAAAUCACCCAGCGUGUCUCAUGGAAUUUACCAAGGACACCACUGUGAUGGACUUUCUUGGGGACAAAUCUCUUAUGAAAUUAACUGACAAGGGAAAACCCUUAAAAUCUGAGCUGGGUAAUGGCAAGAAGGAGAUGUUUUCAGACAAGGAGCGUGUGCAGAGAAUCAUCAAGUGGAAUAAUGACCCUGCUUCAGAAGACAAGGAGGAUGUCAGUUUAAGAGGAGAAGAAACAAAAAAGGGAGAUAACUGUCUUGACACUAAAAAUCAACACGAAGAACUUCCUAUCAAAGACAAGUCGUUAAAAGAGAGUGGGGUUGCUAAGGAUGUAAACAUUGGUGUUCUGUCUGUGCAGCCUCAUAAAGUAACGCUGUCUCAUUUCUCCACUCAGUCAGACAACGAGGAGGAUAGGGUUACAAAGACCGUCUGUCCUGCUGAUAAGCCGGUGGCAUCCAGCAAAUUACGGAUAUGUAAACCCUUCUCCAACCCCCUGACCCCUCUGGUAGCCAGUCUAGGGGCCAGUCAGGUCAAGCUCCACGACACAUUCCAGUCUAGUCUGGACGAUCUGGACACAAUCCUGUCAAACUUCGGGGUCCGAACCCUGAACAUGGACAUGCUGACAAGGAAACAGUUCACGGACUAUAUUCAUAGAUUUGGCAACAGCCUUCAGCAAAUGUGAGAGAAUUGAUUGACAUCAUUUUGUUAUGUUUAUCAGAAAUCCUUCAAGUAAAAUGAAAGUUGUCAAUUUGACCCAUUUGUUUUGCAAACAGUGUGAAACAUGUAAUAUUGUCAAAACGGUGUUUGUUGGUGUAGAUCUAGAGCUUAUGCCAAUUUUGCAGAAUUAGAAUUGAUGGAAUCUCACCUGAGGGAACAUGAUUUGAUUGAACAUGAUUUGAUUGUCAGUAUUUAUAAAACAGGUUUUGUUUAGGUUGUAGAUAUGUGUUAGUAUUGAAUGAUGUUUCCAGAUUUAAUCUACGUUUGUUUUUUGUUUUUCUGGGUUUGUUUUGUUUAGUUAUGAUUAUGAUGAACAUGAUCAUGUCGGGUAAAGAAAUCAAAAAAGUUGUAUUAGUUUUCAUGAACGUUCAUGUCAUUGUGAAAAGCAUGGACAAAAGAGCUAAUGUCAUUUUUUGUGUUUUAUUGUAUGUAAAUGUGGUUUAACCAUGGAGUUUCCUCUUGUUUAACCAAAAGUAUUACAAUGUAUUCCACUUGAUGACAUAUUACUAGACGUCACAUUUUGAUGAACAGCAUGUGUAUCAUUAACACUCUCUAUAAUGUAUAUUGUAUGUUGUAAGUUAAAUGGCAAGGUGUACAAAAUAAUUCAUCACUCGUAAAAAAAACAUAAGUGCACAGCCUUAUAUCUGAAACAACAUGGAAAUUAAAAACGGAUUUAAAGUAUACGGUUCAAAGUUUAAUAAGGGCAAUUUUAGUUUUCUCUAAGGUUGGUACAGGUGUAUAAUUUGACAUGUUAGGAAUCUGAUACGAUUUGAAUCCGAAAUGGGUUACAUUUUCUGGAAUAAUAAAUAUGGUCUCUGAAAAGGACUUAUAUCUGUACCAGUAUGUACCCUGUAAGUCUCAGAAGAUUUGAUUACUUCAGGUCUCAAAUAAACUCUUUAUUUAGGAGCCAUGGACCCCCAAAACAGUUCCUUUGGGGCCAGCAGGCACCUCCUUAUGAUAAUUUUGCACCUCUAGAAAUGGGAUUUAGGCGUAUCAUCUCUUUUUAAGCAUUUUAAUUUUCCAUUGGUGUUCUAAAAUUUCACUUGAGGACAUGCUGCCUGCUUCUAGUACGUGCAGGUAUCUCAAUCUAUCUCUUUAAGCAGCCAUUGCCCCUGAAAUUUCUUAUCAGUCUGUUAAAAUAUUCUCUUUGGUGGACAGCUGGCUCUAAAUUGGAAAGGUGUAGUAAUAGUUCUGACCAUAUAUAAAACCAGUUAAAGAAAGAGUUCUUGAGAUUUUGCAGAAUUGAAGCAUAAACCUGUUGAAUUUGUAUUUAGCUGACAUUAGACCUUGUGUUAUUCACAAAUUGUUUAGAGUAGAUAAUUGAAGUUCAUUUAAUGUAAAUAAUUCUUCUUUUUCUUGCUGAAUUUUAUUUCUACUAUUACUUCAAGUGCUUUAUUUGUUAUUUAAUUUCCCAUUAUUUCAGCUAUUUGUUCAAUUGAAAGUGUAGAAAACCAUAUCAUUUCCGUGUCACUGUUUGAUUUUCACAGGUCAAUAUUUAUGUUUCCUUCGUUUAAAGUGUCGGCUUGGCAGAUUAUCAAAAUAAAUGUAUUUGUUACAUGUAUAAUAUUUGAAUGUCUUAAAAUGUCAGCAAUUAACAAUAGAUUUUAGGUAAGAAACCAUUUUUUAUCCGUAUUGCACAGUAUUUCCAAGAAAGGUAACAUGAGUUAUCUCCCAUUUUCAUGACAUUCUAAUAGGUUAUGGCCAUAUCUCCAACUAACACAGCGUUUUUUCCCUGGUAAGGAACCUCUACACUCCAUUUGCCUCUCUGUCCAAUGAAUGUUCUAUAAAACUUUAUAAGAUAGUGUUUUCAAUAACAGUGAUUAUUGAAAGACACACUGUUUUAUUUGCUUAAGCGAUGCAAAAAAAAAAAAAUAAUAAUAAUAAUUUGAGGUUCUUAUAUACUGCUUUAUCACA